AUGGAGCGCAGAAUUCGUGCGGGGUCCGUUGGCAUGGCGAUAAGUGGAUGGUGUAAAUGCGACAACCUAGACGGUGCGUUAGGCUGUGAGUCAUGCAAAAGAGGCCGCAGCAGGGCGACGUUGUGGUUGUGCCGUAGUCGGUCUGGCGAGAGUGUCCCCGCUGGUGUGGACCGGGGUUUUGUGGAUCCAACGGCAUGGUCAAGUCAGACUGGCGUGAAUGUUAAUGGUCGAUAUUCAGAGCAUGAGUCAAGCCUACCCGUUGAGACUUACGGCGGUGUGUAUGUGAGAGGACAAAGCGGGUUGGAGGGCUUAAGUCUCAAGUCUCAUUUGAGCCGAAGUCAGGUGACAGUGAGAGAACCCGAUAGGAGGGCAUCGAUUGGGCAUAGCCGAUGUCGAGACGACGUGUGCACAGGUGACUACCGCCCUUUGGCCAAGUUGCUUAAAGCGCCCGUGUGUAUUUAG
Molecule: messenger RNA, 462 nt
Organism: Protopolystoma xenopodis
Lineage: Eukaryota; Metazoa; Platyhelminthes; Monogenea; Polystomatidea; Polystomatidae
Source: the annotation of a GenBank genome assembly